Messenger RNA from Dioszegia hungarica, 6306 nucleotides. RefSeq lists its product as uncharacterized. NCBI's taxonomy places the organism in Eukaryota, Fungi, Basidiomycota, Tremellomycetes, Tremellales, Bulleribasidiaceae. The transcript has 7 exons. The record is from RefSeq and is a predicted model, not a curated record. The coding region runs from base 1 to 6306 and encodes 2101 amino acids. Gene Ontology annotation, molecular function: protein binding.
AUGGACGCUCAAGCGGCAGCAGGACCCAGUACGAGGCAGCAGCAGGGAGAGGAGGUCGACCUUGAGUGGCUCGAACUCAUCAAGACCAACCAUGAUGUGACUGUUCGCGUAGCAGACAAGGUCCCCUUGGACGGCUUACCGCUGGAGUGCAAUCUCCUGGCGGUCUCGAAUAUCUGGGGACUGGUCAUUGUAGGGGCAGCAAGCGGUGUCCACAUACAUCGUCUCUCAGAGGUACAUACUCAGCUUGAGGGCGCUGCAAAGGACCAAACACCAUCGAGCACGCCCAUCCAGACAAUCGCGCUCCCUGGUCGUCCAAUAUGGGUCCGGCUGGCAAUGAAUGACGAGCGCUUAAUCGUUUCAAGCGCGAACGGUACCGGUCUUCACUGCUUCCGGCUCGCAGAUAUCCUCCGCGGCCAGACAACCCCAUACCAUUCCUUCACCGCCAACAUCCCCUCUCAACUAAUCGACCUCCUACCGAAUCCAGCCGUCGAGCCGCCAUCGCGGUUCGUGGCGCUACUGGCGAAGGAGGGGAUGGUACUGGCGGAUAUAGAGGAGAAGAGAUUGCUGGAGCCAUUAGCAGGCCCUUUCACGUCUGGGUGCUGGUCCUCCAAAGGCAAGCAAAUCGUCCUAGGUACACCGGACGGCCGACUGGUCCAAUAUUCCCCAGAAGGCGUCGCCAAAGCCGAAAUCCCCCCUCCACCUCAACUGCAGGGGUCGAAAUACCCUUCCGCUAUACAAUGGGCGGAUACCAACUCAUUCAUCGUAUCCUACGCUGCCACAAAUGAUCGGCCAAACGGUUCCGUCGACCUCUUCACCAUCACCCGCACCAAAUCGGAGAUCGUCUAUUCGUCAUAUUACGACCCGCUCGAUGCGAUGGGCAUUCCCAGUCGCUCAGCUGCCUUCCGGUACUAUGCGGCGCUGAAGAACUGGGGAGACCGCACGAAGCACCUCGGCUUCUUGGCAUCUGGAAUCGCGUCAGAAGUGGCAGUUCUGCACGGAACGGCGGAGGAGUGGUCACUAGGCGUCCUGGACGAGAAGGCGAGGGGGAUCAUGCCGAUAGGCAGGAGGGGUGUAUCAGACGAUACGGCCUGCUUGGGGAUGGAGCUGGAUCUGACGAGCGAUAAGCCCAUUCGCAGAGGGAUUGUCGAUGGGGUGGAGAUGCCGGAUCUACCACCAGCGCCGAGAAUAUUGGUGUACAGCCAAAACGGGGUGCUCGUUUCGUACAAUGUGCAGAACUCGUCGGCGGGCUCAUACCCAGGGAUGACCGUCUCGAGGGAUAUCACCAAUGAGACUGGAGGAGAAGAGGACGCAAUGGGCGAAGCUAUGUCUGGGACGACAACGCCAACCCCGGCGGCCGCGGCCGCAUCAUCCGCGUUCGGUGGCUUUGGCUCAUCGUUCGGCUCUGCCCUCGCCCAACCAUCCUCGUCAUCGCCGUCUGCCUUCGGUCAGUCUUCGACGCCGGCCUUUGGCGCUGCGCCCGCAGCUUUCGGUGCUUCAUCCGGAGCUACCGGAUUUGCUGGCUUCGGACCACAGUCCACCACUCCCUCCUCCACACCUGUCAAACCGGUAUCCGCAUUCGGCGCAUCUGGUCCUACAACAUCAGCCUUCGGCCAGACUUCGACCACACCCUCCGCCACUCCAACCAAGGCCAGCGCCUUCGGCAGCGGCUUUGGCCAGACCUCCACCGCAACUCCCGCAGCCUUCGGCAGCUCCGGCUUUGGCCAAUCAUCCGGCUUCGGACAGUCCUCCGCCCCAUCCGCGGCAUCAACAACGCCUUCAUCGACACCGGCGAAACCCAGCGGCUUCGGACAAUCUGGUUUCGGCGCCCCGGCCACCCCUGCUCCGGCAGCUUUCGGCGCGUCUGCCUUUGGUCAAAAACCAGCGUUCGGUCAGACCUCCACCCAGGCUGCAUUCGGUCAAUCUGCAUUCGGGCAAUCUCCCUCGACCUCGACCUCCGCAUUCGGCUCUUCUGCCAGCCCGUCAUCAGGAGGCUUUGGUGCAUUCGGAAACGCCAAGCCCGCCGCCUCGCAGACUGGAUUUGGCUUUGGUGCCUCCGCAUUUGGAGCGAGCAACACACCCAAGACGGUCGGCGCGUUUGGCGGAGGGGGUGGGGGAAGCGCUUUCGGAGCGGGGAGCGGAUUCGGCCAGAGUGGGUUUGGAGCGUCUACUUUCGGGCAGAGCGCUCAGCCUGCUGCGCCAAGUGUACCAGCCGCGUCACCUGCCGCGGGGGGUUUUGCAGGCUUCGGUCCUCAGGCGAAGGCUGGCGGCGCCGGAGCGUUUAGCGGGUUUGGCCAACAAGCAAAACCCGCAGCCCAGCCUUCCCCUCCACCAGAACCCGAGUCCGACGACAUGGGCGAGGACGACUUUGGGCUGAACAGCUUCGCGUCCGCGCUUGACACGUCGUCCAAACCUGCUGUCCCUGGGUUGAUAGACUCGCCUCCUGGAUCACCACCGACAACAAGUAGGAAACCGGGCGGUAUCGACGAUUUCGACUCUCCCCCCAACUCACCUCCUUUCCCCGGUCAGCCCAAACCUCUGCAGCAGCGGGCAGCACCGGCGAGCUCCUCGGCGUCGUUCAUCAAGCCUGCUACGGCCUUCGGGGGAUCGUCAUCCGCUUUCAGUGGCUUCGGCCAGCAAUCGACCACACCUAAGCCUGCGGCGUUUGGCUCUGGCAGCGCAUCAGCUUUCGGCUCGACGACAUCCAGUACCGCUCCAUCCGGGUCAUCCGCGCCGGCCUUUGGCGGCUCCGCGUUCGGUCAGUCGUCCAAGCCGGCAGCACCAGCGGCGUUCGGCGGAACCGCAUCCGGUCAAUCCUCCAAGCCAGCUGCGCCACCCGCAGCUUUCGGAGGAUCCGCAUUCGGUCAGUCGUCCAAGCCUGUUGCAGGGGCAUUUGGCCAGACCGCUGCGCCUGCAGCUGGUGGCUUUGGCAGCAUCAGUGGCGGAUUCGGUGGUUUCGCAGCCAAGUCCUCCGCCGGUACGCCCGCUUCGGGCGCAUCUGCUCCAGGAACGACUGGCGGUUUCAGCGGCUUUGGCGUGCAGGGAGCGAGCAAGAGCGGGUCAACUGGCGGAUUCGGAUUUGCUGCUUCGUCAGGCAGUACGGGAGGUGGCUUUGACGCCCUGUUGAGCGGCAAGGACUCCAAGCCCACGGCGACACCGAGUGCUGCCAGUGCGUUUGGCUCAGACAAGAAACCCGAUGAGCCAAAAUCUACACCAGCUCCGGCGGCGGUACAGAAAGAAGCUGUCAAAGCGCCUCUCCCAGAAACGCCCCUUUCGCCGCCUUCCUCCCCGCCAGUCGAUGUACAGGGGUACGAUGUCCCCGAGCCUGCCCCAGAACCAGCUAUCAUCCCCGCUGGUUACGGCACUCCGUCUCCUGCCGCUUCGCCCGCCAAGGCAACGUCCGAUACAUCGCCAACCCCUUCUCCAGCGCCACCCGCUUCCAAGCCGGAGGCUGCUAUACUUCCCGCCGGAUACGACAAGCCUGCUGCACCACCAAAACCGGACGAGGCUAUCCUUCCUGCUGGAUACGAUGAGCCUGGACCCACCAAGCCAGCCGUGACCGAGAAGACUCCUCCAGUCGAGGCAACCCAGACCGCUCUCCCUGUCCCCAGUACGGACUCGGUGGACAAGGCAAAGAAGGUCGAGCAGGCGGCGGCUGUUCCCAUACCCAAGGAGUACAAUGUCGAGGUCGGGGCUGCCUGGAUUGGCGAUGCAGCGGAAGAGACCGAUACGGCGGAUGAAGUGGGCGGUGAGGCUGUGGUAGUCUCUCAGCCGAGCUCGGUCGCCGCUGGCGAGGCGGACGACGAAGAUGAGCACGGGGUUCUGGUCGGUGAGGCCAGUGAGGAUACCGCCGGCGAAGACAGCUAUUAUGAGGAAAGGGAUGCCGAAGAGCAGGAAGACUACGAGGAAGAAGAAGAGGACGGAGAGGAAGACGAGGACAACGAGGAAGAGGGAUAUAGCGAAGAGGAGACACGCUCGGAGCUCUCUGCUGUCGUAGAGGAGGCAGAAGAAGGACAGGAGGAGGACGAGGAGGAGGAAGAAACGGACGUUAAGCAGGAGCCGGAGGAACAAAAGUCGGGGACGAAAUCGCCACCUGCCUGGUUCGCUUUCGACAAGCCGGCGGGGUCGAGCGGCUCCACUGCCGGAGUCCCAUCGACAGCAGCCCAGCCUGUUUCGUUGACACCUGCAACUACAUCGACCGAUCCAGCCAAAUCACAACCGGGCAAGUUCGCUUUCGCGAAUCGUCAUGCCGCACGUACGGCCUCUCCACUUGGAAGUCAGCCCCCACACAUCGCUACCGAGACAAGCACACCGCCCAUGUCGCCUUCCAAGCCAGAAACGGUCGCUCCUCCGCCCGCUACCGCUUCCUUCGCUGGAUUCGGCGUCAAGAGGCAGGAGCUGAAGCCGGAGGAGGACAUCAAGCCCUCUGGGUCGCUCUUCGUUGCCAAGAGUGAGGCGAAGCCCUUGUUCGGCUUUGGUCUGGGCAAACCUCCUGCACCGCCCGCGGCUGCACCCGUGGAGGUCAAGAAGGAGCCGGAAGCGCCUCCUCCUCUAGCGGCCAAACCAAAGGACUCCGGCUUCGCAUUUGGUAGUGCUGCUCCCGCGCCUGCACCUGCGCCAGCAGCGCCGGCGCCUUCGAAGUUUGGCGGAUUCGGAUUCGGACUUGGACUACCACCUGCUUCCGCUCAACCUUUGGCUUCCAAGCCCGCCUUCGACUUUGGGUCUUCCAAGGCAGUCGAACAGAGCGCAGCCCCUGCUGCAUCAAUCUUCGGAUCCACAGCUCUCCCAGCUGGUACGCCUUCACUGUUCAGCCCAACAGCUGGCCAGCCCGCUUCAACGGCCGUUCCCGCGAGAGCGGUCCCAUCCAUCCCGGUACCACCAGCCACGGAAUCGAGCAAGACAGCUCCUACUGGCACGCAAACCCGCAGAGAUGCUGCACCCCCAGCUACGACGUUUGCCGUCCCGGCAAGGGAGACACCGGUGGGCCGGGCGCCGCAAGCGGACGUCAAGGGAAUGGCGACCGUCGCGCACGUGAUUGAGGGCAUGAUACUCAACCUGGAGGAAGACAUCGAAUACCUGGCUAGAGUGGUUAACAGUGCGGCAAAGCAUCACGAGGCACUCCGGACGACCAACUUUGUCAAGGUGGAUGAGAAGACGCUGGGGGAGCAUAAAGUCCUGCCAUUCUCGUCGGCCAAGGAUACGUCGGCGAUCGCAGAUUCACUCUUGAAGCAGCUGAAGGAAUGGAAGGGGCAAGAUACGGGAGUGGAGCGCAAGCUGGCCGAGCUGCAAUCGCUGCUGUUGAAGACGGACAUGAGGUCUGGUCAGCUCGACCAGUUCGCUAAAGCUCGAGAAGACCCGUCUUUCGUCAAAACUAUCGAGGUCACCCAACUCAGCACACAGCAGGCGUCGGAUCAGGCGCGGAUCACCAAGGCGGUGCAGGAUGUAGAGACCGGAUUGGAGGAUCUUGAGAUGGGUCUGGCGGGACUCAAGAGGAGGGUGGAUGACGUUGCGAAGGGUAUAGCGCCUGGCUCGGCGUCUGUGGAAAGACUGGAGCGAUCCGUCAAGACCCUGGACCAGACCAUCCAAGAACGCCAGCGAUCUCUCGAUGGCCUAGCCAAGCGCUUCGGCUCGAUCGACAUCCACGCCUCUCCAUCCCGCUCCCCUGCUCGUCCUACACAUCAAUACAUCUCCUUCGAGACCCCCAAGAACAACAGCAGCUCCCCUACCAAGCGCGCCCCCAUCCCCGUUUCUGCCGAGAUCACGGCGGCAGUCAAGGCUGCUCUGGAGGAUGAUGCCUCAGCACGCCUGGCGGGCCGCCUGAGCGGGAUCAAGACCCGAAUCACCAAAGCCUCAUCUUCGCGGUCGAGCUUGUUCUCACACGCCUCGAAGCAGGCUGUACGGAUGGACGACAUCCCCGAACCCCUACCCUCCGCGCCAACGCCUAAAUCCCCCUCCGCUACUCCUUCUACCAAGGUCAAAAAGGAGGUCGUUUCCCCCUCUACCUCAUCAGCAACAGUCACCGCCCCCUCCCCCUCCCCAUUCUCCGCCUUCUCGGGGAUAACUUUCUCCCUGGAUCCUGGGCAGAUCACCUCGGUGCCGCGUACAGGAGGGAGUGGCGGACGGAAUCGCCAGCACGCGCCGGCGGCCAAGCUGGAGAUGUCGGCAUCGCCUUCGACGUCCAGUCCACCAUCUACAGGGUUUGGCGGCUUCAGCUUUGCCCUCCCAAAUACACCAACACCGAGCGGGCCGGCCAAGAAGGACGGGGCGCCGAGCGGAUUCUUUAGCCUCAGCGGAUAUAGUGCAAAGUAG